CGGCCCGUCCCGCCUCGGCGCCUGCUGCCUACGGGCUGACGUGUCUGCGGUUCCCCGGCGUCCCGGCAAGCAGGGCCGCCAUGGCGGACGCCUGGGAGGAGAUCAGGCGGCUGGCGGCCGACUUCCAGCGGGCGCAGUUCGCCGAGGCCACGCAGAGGUUGUCAGAGCGGAACUGCAUUGAGAUUGUGAAUAAAUUGAUUGCUCAGAAACAGCUAGAAGUAGUUCACACACUUGAUGGGAAGGAAUAUAUUACCCCGGCCCAAAUUAGUAAAGAAAUGAGAGAUGAGCUACAUGUCCGAGGUGGUCGAGUAAACAUUGUUGAUCUGCAACAGGCAAUUAAUGUGGAUCUGACUCAUAUUGAAAAUAGAAUUGGGGACAUUGUUAAAUCAGAAAAGCAUGUUCAGCUAGUGUUGGGACAACUGAUAGAUGAGAGCUAUUUGGAUCGGUUAGCAGAAGAGGUAAAUGAUAAAUUGCAAGAAAGUGGUCAGGUAACCAUAUCAGAACUGUGUAAAGCUUAUGAUCUUCCUGGAAACUUUCUGACGCAGGCACUAACUCAGCGGCUAGGUAGAAUUAUUAAUGGACACAUUGAUCUUGAUAACAGAGGAGUAAUAUUUACUGAAGCUUUUGUAGCUCGACAUAAAGCACGCAUCCGUGGACUGUUUAGUGCUAUUACCCGGCCUACAGCAGUGAAUUCUUUGAUUUCAAAAUAUGGAUUUCAGGAGCAGCUUCUUUACUCUCUGCUUGAGGAACUUGUUAAUAGUGGGCGCGUACGAGGCACUGUGGUCGGUGGCAGACAGGACAAGGCAGUGUUUGUCCCUGACAUUUACUCCAAAACACAGAGUUCAUGGGUGGAUUCCUUUUUCAGGCAGAAUGGCUAUUUAGAAUUUGAUGCUUUGUCCAGACUUGGAAUCCCAGAUGCUGUGAGCUAUAUAAAGAAAAGAUACAAGGCUCCCCCACUCUUGUUCCUGAAGGCAGCUUGUGUUGGUCAGGGACUUGUGGAUCGGGUGGAAGCAUCAGUAGAGGAAGCCUUCAGCUCCGGGACGUGGGUUGACAUUGCACCUCUGCUGCCCAGUUCUUUAUCCGUGGAAGAUGCUGCAAUGCUGCUCCAACAGGUGAUGAGAGCAUUCAGCAAGCAGGCUUCAGCUGUGGUCUUCAGUGACACUGCUGUAGUCAGUGAAAAGUUUAUAAAUGACUGCACAGAACUGUUCAGUGAACUGAUGCACCAAAAAGCUGGAAAGGAAAUGAAAAAUAAUCUUGUUCACUUAAUCACUGAAGAAGAUCUGAAACAAGUCUCCGUUUUAGAAGGUGUUAAUACAAGUAAAAAGGAUAAAAAAGAUGAGCGAAGGAGGAAAGCAACAGAGGGCAGUGGAAGUGUGAGAGGAGGAGGCGGUGGCAACGCCAGGGAGUACAAAAUCAAAAAAACCAAGAAGAAAGGAAGAAAAGACGAUGAUAGUGAUGAGGAGUCGCCUCUCACUGUAAAGAAGAAGCCAGAGAUCACUUUUAUGUUCCAGGAUGAGAUUGAAGAUUUUUUAAGAAAACAUGUGCAAGAUGCUCCUGAGGAGUUUAUUUCUGAACUUGCUGAGUACUUAAUAAAACCUCUUAAUAAAACUUACCUUGAGGUGGUUCGUUCCGUAUUCAUGUCUUCAACUCCUUCUGCCUCUGGAACCGGCAGAAAGCGCACAAUCAAGGACUUGCAAGAAGAGGUUUCAAACCUAUACAAUAAUAUUCGGUUAUUUGAAAAAGGGAUAAAGUUCUUUACAGAUGAUACACAGGUCACUCUUACCAAACACUUGCUGAAGACAGUGUGUACCGAUAUCACCAACCUCAUUUUCAACUUCUUAGCUUCAGACUUAAUGAUGUCAGUUGAUGAUCCUGCAACCAUUACAAGUGAAGUAAGAAAAAAAAUUUUAAGUAAAUUACCAGAAGAAACUAAAGUAGCCCUCACAAAACUUCAUAGCUCUCUGAAUGAAAAGAGUGUAGAAGACUUCCUUUCUUGUCUGGAUUCUGCAGCAGAAGCUUGUGAUAUUAUGGUGAAAAGAGGAGAUAAGAAAAGGGAGAGGCAGAUACUGUUCCAGCAUCGACAGGCACUGGCUGAGCAGCUCAAAGUCACAGAAGACCCUGCUCUUACCCUGCACCUCACAUCGGUCCUGCUGUUUCAGUUCUCAACCCACAGCAUGCUCCACGCACCCGGAAGAUGUGUCCCACAGAUCAUUACUUUCCUUAAUAGUAAAAUUCCAGAGGAUCAGCAUACUCUUUUGAUAAAAUACCAAGGUUUGGUUGUAAAGCAUUUAGUUAAUCAAAAUAAGAAGACUGGGCAGGGAGAUGAUCGCCUAAGUGAGGAAUUAGACAAAGAACAAGAAGAUAUCACCAGUGCUACUCGUAAAGAGCUUCAGGAACUUUCUUCAUCCAUUAAAGACCUUGUUCUCAAAUCUAGGAAAUCAUCUGUGACAGAAGAGUAAUGAUCUUAAUUUACUUUUGUCAUCUAGUAAACACUUUUCCCAAAAGUUAAAGGUGAAUGGUUAACAAAAAACCACUCACUGUACAAUCCCUGAUCUCCCCUAAUAACCCUCUUCAACACACAAGUCAGUUAAAAUAGUAAUGUACUCAUGUAAAUAUUAUAAAAACAUGAAUUUUUGUAAAUUAGGUUCACCGUGGAAGAUUCUUUUUCACAUUACAAUUCUAAAAAUUAUACAUUUUAGGUUUAUUUUCUUUCUAAAUCCUGAACAAAGAGUAAGUUUUGUGGUAUCUUUCAUCUCUAGGAAAGGAACCAUUUAUUAUUAGAUUUCUGGUAACAUCAUAAGGCAGAAACUUAAAAUGUCAUGUUUUUUAAAAAAAUAAUAUCCCUUUGGUAAUGAAAAUCAUUUAUUUUAUCUUACAAUUAAUAAGAGAAGACUUCAAACCUAAAGUACAGAGAUUUGCAAAAUAUUUUAUUACUAAGCCCUUGCUCUCAUUUCUGGCAGUUAGGGGGCCUCCCGUCUCCCCCACAGGAAUGGAAACUUUUUGUGGUUCAGGGCUUCAGGGAGGCCUGCACAGGUGCAAAAGAAUGCCAGAGGGGCCCAUGCACUGCUCUUCUAGACCAAGAUGCUAGCAAGAGUGAGAGGACAAAUGAAAUUUACUUCAAAGACAUAUAAGUUGCAUUUGUCAUUAAAAUAAGUAAAAAUUUAAUACAAAUAUUUUUCUUUAACACAGUAUGCAUUUCUAAACUUCACUUUUUAUGUCUAUAGUCACUUUAGCACCUAGUUCUUUGUUGUAAGGGAAUCUAUAAGUGCAUGUAAGUCAUUGAACUGUUUUUUAUUUUUUCAAAAAUAGAAACUCAAAAAAGAAGAUAGAUAUUCUUGUUUUCUAAAGAUGAUUAGUACUUAAAACUAAAAUAGUCCUUGGAGUAGUCAUUUCAACCAGUGGGGUUUAAGCAACAAUUUAUUAUAUAUCAAAAAGUGAUUUAUUUUGAAUAUAAUAGCAAAUUAAAUUUCAGAUAUUAAAAAAAUACUAUUUUAUAUAAUUCCUUAUAUGACAUUUAAAACUCUCUGUUUUCAAAUGUUUGAAUACAAAGAUCAGUCUACCUCUAAUUAUAGACAAGUAUUAAUUCUAGACAAAGUGUUGCUAAUUAAGCAUUAUUAUUAAAGUUGGUAGGAAUAUAACAAAUUAAAAAAUGUAUGUUUUUUCAUUCGUAAUUUUCUAUUAAUUUAUUUACAUAUGAGAAAAAGAAGAAAAAUGACAAAUCUUCUGUGACCACAAAAUCCAGUUAGUUUUAUUUGUUUAUUCAGCUUCCAAAACAUUGAACACCCAAGCUUGUAUUUUUAUUCUGUCUUUGUUUAAGGACCUUAUCAUUUAUGGCUCAGCAGAUACCAAGGUAAUCCACAUUUGUAUAGAACUAGAUUAUAGAUAGUAAAGCAAAUAAAAUCGUUCUUUCUUAAUUUGUGAAAAUAAAAAUAAAAAAGCAACACUAAUAAAAAGAAAGUAUUCUGUCUUAUUUUGUUUGCAUUUAAUUUUUUCAUUGAUCAAAAUGGUUCUUAUUUUUCCACAGUGUCUAAGUCAUAUUGUUUUUGUAAAUAAAAUUAUGGAGUUCAUUUUGUAUGUAAAGAUCUAAUUUCAUUAAUAAAAUAAGAAUUGUUAAAUCUUUACUAUGAUCUUAAUGGGCAGAUUUAAGAAUGUUAUUUAAAAUAAAGUUGCCUAUUAUUUCUAUUUUAUGGUACUUUAGAGCUUCCAUUAUUUUAAUUGCUCCAAGGAUUAAUCUAUGCAUAUAUUAUAUAUAAUGUAUUUAGAUUUCUUAAUUCUUAUUCUGAACAUUUUAAAAGUAUUUUAUUAUAUUUUCUUACACAGAAAUAGUAGCAUAGUCUUAGUGUCUUUCAUUCCUAGGUGGAUUGCCAUUCGUGAUCCAUUUCACCUCAGAAAAUCAUUUUCAGUUAGCUGGUUUCAGCAAAUGUGCAGCUAUUUUCUUAUAUCCACUACUUCUUCCCCCUGCAGGUGACGUAGAGAUAUUAGGGUCACGUCCUCGGCUAUUCGGGUUCAGGUGUCCAUCUCCAUUCCAUGUGGUUUUGAAGAGCAGGGAAAACCCACUGCUGGCUGUCAGGAAGAUUCAGUGAAGAGCACCAUUAUCUUACCAAAGUCACAGUGUAUUUUCAGAAAAUCCCUGAUGCUAAAUUAGAACCAUGUAUGUAGAAGUUGCUUAACCUGGUUGUAGAAACAUCUUGAACUUUCUAGAGAAUGUAUUUUAAUCAUCAAAGCACCAAUGGUGCAAAGUGCAAUAGCGAUCUGAAGUAUAGCGCAGCCCCUGGAUUGAAAAGGAGUAAUUCCGUCCUUCCUUAGAAAUGUUACUCAACCCAGGGCCAGGUGGGAUUGUUUUUCUAUCAAGAAUUAACUUUGGGAGUUGGGGAGGGGAGGAGGAAGUGGAAGGGCUGAAUUGUUUCAUACCAAAGAAGCCUUUUCCCCAGUGUAUUUGGGAGAUGAAAUAAAACGUAUAAACUGCUCUGGGAUGUACAUUUUCCACAGAAAUCUGGGGACACUUAAAGUGGCUAUUCAAAUGGCCUACAGAGUCACACAAGCUGCUCUGCCUUGAGGGCCACACUAAGCAAAUAAAGGAAUAAACGGAUCCCAGGAGAGACUUCUUCCAAACCAUCUAAGAA
Manis pentadactyla (Chinese pangolin) is the source of this 5123-nucleotide messenger RNA. It is a transcript of the gene UFL1, whose product is annotated as UFM1 specific ligase 1. Bases 81 to 2459 code for a protein of 792 amino acids. The record is from RefSeq and is a predicted model, not a curated record. The transcript has 19 exons. Gene Ontology annotation, molecular function: UFM1 ligase activity. Gene Ontology annotation, cellular component: endoplasmic reticulum membrane. Gene Ontology annotation, biological process: response to endoplasmic reticulum stress; regulation of proteasomal ubiquitin-dependent protein catabolic process; protein K69-linked ufmylation. Lineage: Eukaryota; Metazoa; Chordata; Mammalia; Pholidota; Manidae.